UGUUAAAAAAACAUCCAAAAACACUGGUUUGUGGCGUUUUACCGGUGAGACCGGAUAUAGUGAAUGCAGGGUCCAGGGAGAGCAGAUAUAGUAAAUGCAGGGUCCGGGGAGAGCAGAUAUAGUGAAUGCAGGGUCCGGCGAGACCAGAUAUAGUGAAUGCAGGGUCCGGGGAGACCGGGAUAUAGUGAAUGCAGGGUCCGGGGAGACCAGAUAUAGUGAAUGCAGGGUCCGGGGAGGCCAGAUAUAGUGAAAAUGCGCGUCCAGGGGAGAGCGGAUAUAGUGAAUGCAGAGUCCGUGGAGACCGGAUAUAGUGAAUGCAGGGUCCGG
Messenger RNA from Staurois parvus, 327 nucleotides. The record is from the annotation of a GenBank genome assembly. NCBI's taxonomy places the organism in Eukaryota, Metazoa, Chordata, Amphibia, Anura, Ranidae.